Molecule: messenger RNA, 2018 nt
Organism: Drosophila eugracilis
Lineage: Eukaryota; Metazoa; Arthropoda; Insecta; Diptera; Drosophilidae
Gene: Cog6
Product: conserved oligomeric Golgi complex subunit 6
Exons: 4
Coding region: 16-1896 (626 amino acids)
Biological process (GO): intra-Golgi vesicle-mediated transport
Cellular component (GO): COG complex
Source: RefSeq, a predicted model, not a curated record
CUUUGGCUAUUCAAGAUGGAAAAACCGGAGGAGCUAGACAGGAUUCAGAAAAGGGUCAACAAGAUCCUGGAGGCCCGUCUGGAGUCGGAUAAGGACACCUUGGACGCUCUGAGUGGUCUGUCCACUUUUUUCACGGAAAACACCCUUCAGAACCGCAGGAACCUGCGGAGUCAGAUCGAACACCGCUCCGUGGGCAUCAAUGAAAACUUCCUGAAGGCAUUUCGCGAAGUAAAGCUCUCCCUGGACGCUGUGUGCGACGAUCUGGACACAAUGGCCACGUCAGUGGAGACCAUGAAAUCUGAUCUGGAGACAUCAAAGGCACUUACGAAGGAUCUGAUCGAGCAGACUAACACCAUGCAGCGAGAAAGGGAUCGAUUAGAAGUCCAUCAACAGAUUGCCCAGGCUUUUUUGGCCCGUUUCCAGUUAAGCGGAGCUGAGCACCAGUUGCUCUAUGGCGCUGCCAAGGAUGCACCCAUUGUACCAGACUUUUUCCGAGUUCUGGACAGGGUACAAAGCAUCCACGCCGACUGCAGGUUAUUGAUGCAGUGCGGUUACCAAACUGCUGCCCUUGACAUCAUGGAGGAGAUGACGUUGCAUCAAGAGGGCGCUCUGGAGAGGCUCUACCGCUGGACUCAAAAUCACUGCCGCAGUUUGGAGAACAACGAGAUCGGUCCACUUAUUGUGGAAGCCAUGAGCAGGCUACAGGAUCGUCCUGUUCUAUUUAAAUACGUUAUUGAUGAGUAUGCCAUUGCGAGAAGGGCGGUUUUGGUGCGCCAGUUCAUCGAGGCAUUAACAGAAGGUGGUCCUGGUGGUAACCCUAAGCCUAUAGAGCUUCAUGCCCACGAUCCUAAGCGUUAUAUUGGGGAUAUGUUUGCCUGGCUACAUCAGAGCAUUCCCAGCGAAAAGGAAAACCUGUCGUUGCUUUUUAAAAAGUGCGAUAAGCAAGAUAUUUCCGACCAGCUCCAGAACGCUUUGGGUUAUAUAGCCGAUGGCGUCUGCCAUCCCUUAAAAGUGCGCGUGGAGACGAUACUGCAGGCGGAGAAAGACACUAUCGUGCUGUUUACCAUUUCCAAUCUGCUGCGCUUCUAUCAGCAGAUAAUGCGCCAGGUUGUGCAGGGCGGCAGCCUGGAGGAGUGCCUGGUUGAGCUACAGAAGAGCAGUGAGCAAAUAUAUCUAGGGGCAUUAGCUGCCCAGGUAAGAAGCGUUUUGCAACGGCCAUCUGGAGGAUCGGGACUAGCUUUAGAACCCCCACAAAGAGAUCUUAUACCGCCACCAAGCGUUGCCCGCUUGCUAAAUAUACUCAAGGAGAUUCUUUCGGUAGCCACCAUGGUCGAUGGUCGGCAGGCGGACAUCACCAAGAUCGUGAGCUGUGUGAUUGAUCCAUUGCUGCAAUCCGUUCAGGAAAGUGCCGCCCAUUUGCCCACCGUGGACAUGGGUGUAUACCUCCUGAACUGUCUGCAUCACAUGCAGAGCUCACUGGCUGUUUACGAAUAUAUGGACGAACGUGUGGAGCGUCUGCAGGCACAAUCAGAUGCCCAAUUGGACACAUUAACUUCCGAGCAGGCUUCAUCUUUGGUGGCCAACCUUAAUCUGGGUCCCAUCUACGCUAUCUUGCAGAGCAAUCAGUCCAAAAUCGAAACGAACCUGCUGAAGAUCUUUAUGUCCAAGAUGGAUGCCUUUCUGGAGUUGCCUGAUGUGCUGCUUCUGCCGCAAGUACAGCUCAUUAUGUCCAGCAGUCAUCGGGCUACCGUUCAGAAGCGAUCUUUUAAUGUGAUCGUGGCCAUCUAUAAGCAGAUCUACGAGAGAGUUCAUGAUCCGGCCAACGGCUUUGAGCAGCCGGGGCAACUUCUCCACAGGACGCCUGAGCAGGUGGCCCACAUCCUGACCUCCACGUAGUGGAUAAGGUAUUAUUCCAAUUUAUAUUGUGCAUUACUAUAAUUUAUAAAUAUCUAUUAAUUAAUCCUUCUGUAAUUGGCUUUCAAUUAGUGGUUGAAAAUAUAAAUAAUUUCGCAUUUUAA